CUCUUUGCUCUCGUCCACGACCUUCACGAGGACGACAAUGAGCUAUCCACCAGGAAUGCCGCCACCACCGCCAGGUAUGCCACGUCCACCGCCUGGCAUGCCAGGAAUGCCCCCACCUCCGCCAGGGAUGCCACCUCCCGGGAAUGGCGAAGCAUCAACUUCUCGCAUUCCGCCAGAGGUGCUCGCACAAAAGUCCCAGAAAUGGAUCCAGAUGCAGAAGAAGAGGUACGGAGAGAAGCGCAAAGGAGGCUUUGUGGAUAUGGGGAAGCAGGACCUCCCUCCUGAGCAUGUACGAAAGAUCAUCAAGGACCAUGGUGAUAUGAGUAAUCGCAAGUUUAGAAAUGACAAGCGAGUCCACCUUGGUGCUCUCAAGUACGUGCCGCAUGCCGUUAUGAAGCUGCUCGAAAAUAUCCCUUAUCCUUGGGAACAAGUACGCGAAGUUCCUGUGCUCUACCACAUCACUGGAGCUAUCACCUUCGUGAACGAGAUCCCCCGAGUCAUCGAGCCCGUCUACCAUGCACAAUGGAGUAGUAUGUGGUUAGCCAUGCGACGAGAGAAGCGAGAUCGACGACACUUUAAGCGUAUGCGAUUCCCGCCUUUUGAUGAUGAAGAGCCUCCUCUCGACUACGGCGAUAACGUCCUUGAUGUCGACCCGCUCGAGGCCAUUCAAUUAGAACUUGACGAGGAAGAGGAUGCCGCUAUCGUCGACUGGUUCUAUGACCCCAAGCCCCUCAUUGACACUCCUCAUGUCAAUGGUUCGUCUUAUCGCUACUGGAACCUGGACUUGCCAAUCAUGGCCAAUCUCUACCGCUUGGGGCGUACACUGCUUUCCGAUCAUACCGACCUCAAUUCGAGCUACCUAUUCGACAAAAAGUCAUUCUUUACCGCUAAGGCGUUGAACUUGGCUAUUCCGGGUGGUCCGAAGUUCGAGCCGCUCUAUAGGGAUAUGGACACGUUCGACGAGGACUGGAACGAGUUCAACGACAUCAACAAAGUCAUCAUUCGCCAGCAAAUCCGCACCGAAUACAAGGUCGCUUUCCCUCACUUGUACAACUCUCUUCCUCGUUCCGUCCGCAUCUCGCCGUACCACUCCCCCAAGAAUGUGUACAUUCGCACUGAUGACCCCGACCUUCCCGCAUUCUACUUUGACCCACUCAUUAACCCAAUCUCCCUCCGUGGUACAACACCGAAGAACCUUCCUCUAGUUUCCCACGAGGAUGCUCUGUUCGGGCCUAACGAUGCCGACGACGACGAUUUCGAACUCCCUGACGAGGUCGAGCCUUUCCUCGAGGAGAAGCUUUUAGAAAAAGAUCUUACGGCUGACGCUAUUGCGCUCUGGUGGGCCCCCGAGCCAUACAGCAGGCGAUCAGGCCGUAUGCGUCGAGCGCAAGAUAUCCCCCUUGUAAAGAACUGGUACCUCGAGCACUGUCCACCUGGCCAGCCGGUCAAAGUCCGAGUCUCGUAUCAGAAGCUCUUGAAAUGCUACGUGUUGAAUGAGUUGAAGACGAGGCCGGAGAAGGCAAUGACGAAGAAGAAUUUGUUCAGGCAGCUGAAGGCGACGAAGUUCUUCCAGACGACACGUUUGGAUUGGGUCGAGGCUGGGUUGCAGGUUUGCCGACAGGGGUAUAACAUGCUCAACCUCUUGAUUCAUCGAAAGAACUUGAACUACCUCCAUCUGGACUACAACAUGAACUUGAAGCCCGUCAAGACGCUUACGACGAAGGAGCGUAAGAAGUCACGAUUCGGAAAUGCUUUCCACUUGUGUCGUGAAAUCUUGCGUCUGACGAAGCUCGUUGUCGAUGCACACGUUCAGUACCGUCUCGGAAACGUGGACGCUUUCCAACUUGCGGAUGCGUUACAAUAUAUCUUCGGACAUAUCGGUGCGUUGACGGGUAUGUACAGAUACAAGUACAAACUCAUGCGUCAAGUCCGAAUGACCAAGGAUCUCAAGCAUUUGAUCUACUACCGCUUCAACACUGGUCCUGUUGGCAAGGGACCUGGUAAUGGUUUCUGGGCUCCAGGAUGGAGAGUAUGGUUGUUCUUCAUGCGUGGUAUCGUGCCUCUGCUUGAACGAUGGCUUGGUAACUUGCUCGCACGUCAGUUUGAGGGUCGUAAUAGCAAGGGAAUUGCAAAGACCGUGACCAAGCAGCGUGUCGAGUCUCAUUAUGACCUUGAGCUUCGUGCUGCCGUCAUGCACGAUAUCCUCGACAUGAUGCCUGAGUCGAUCAAGCAGAACAAGUCGAAGACUAUCCUGCAGCACUUGUCUGAAGCUUGGCGAUGCUGGAAGGCGAACAUUCCUUGGAAGGUCCCUGGUAUGCCGACCGCCAUCGAGAACAUCAUUCUUCGUUACAUCAAGAGUAAGGCCGAUUGGUGGUGCUCUGUUGCUCACUACAACCGCGAACGUAUUCGUCGCGGCGCCACUGUCGACAAGGCGGUCGUCAAGAAGAACCUUGGUCGUCUCACUCGUCUUUACCUCAAGGCUGAGCAGGAGCGUCAACACGGCUAUUUGAAGGACGGACCUUACAUUAGUGCAGAAGAGGCCGUCGCUAUCUAUACCGCUACCGUCCAUUGGCUCGAGUCGCGCAAGUUCUCACCUAUUCCCUUCCCACCAUUGAAUUAUAAGCACGAUACCAAGUUACUUGUACUCGCACUCGAGAAGCUGAAGGAAGCGUACUCUGUCAAGGGCCGACUCAACCAGUCACAACGUGAAGAGCUGGCUUUGAUCGAACAAGCUUACGAUAACCCUCACGAGUGUCUCUCUCGCAUCAAGCGUCUUCUCCUCACCCAGCGUGCGUUCAAGGAAUCGGGCAUCGAAUUCUUCGACACCUACGAUAAGCUUAUUCCAUGCUACGACAUCGAGCCUGUGGAGAAGAUCACCGAUGCUUACCUCGAUCAGUUCUUGUUCUUCGAGGCGGACAAACGUGGUCUCUUCCCUGCAUGGAUCAAGCCCGCUGACACUGAACCACCUCCGCUCCUGGUGUAUAAGUGGUGCCAGGGUAUCAACAACUUGACCGACAUCUGGGAGACUAGCGAGGGCGAGUGUGACGUUAUGAUGGAGACUGUUCUCUCGAAGGUGUACGAGAAGAUCGAUCUCACGUUGCUCAACCGUCUAUUGCGUUUGAUCCUCGACCACAACUUGGCCGACUACAUUACUGCGAAGAAUAACACGGUGCUCACGUAUAAGGACAUGGCGCAUACCAACGCGUAUGGUCUCAUUCGUGGUCUGCAGUUCUCGGCAUUCGUCUUCCAAUAUUACGGUCUCGUCCUUGAUCUGCUCAUCCUCGGUCUUCAACGUGCAAGCGAGAUGGCGGGUCCUCCCCAGAUGCCUAACAACUUCUUGCAGUACCGCGACGUCGCUACCGAGACUCGUCACCCUAUCCGCCUCUACUCUCGCUAUGUCGAUCGCAUCCACAUCCUCUUCCGCUUCACUGCCGAAGAGUCUCGAGACCUCAUCCAACGUUACCUCAGCGCGAACCCUGACCCGACGAACAACAAUGUCAUCGGCUACAACAACAAGCGUUGCUGGCCCAGGGAUUGCCGUAUGAGGCUUAUCAAACACGAUGUCAACCUGGGUCGCGCGGUCUUCUGGAACGUCAAACAGAGCCUGCCAAGGUCGCUCACUACGAUUGAGUGGGAAGACACUUUCGUGAGCGUAUACUCGAAAGACAACCCACAGUUGCUCUUCUCGAUGUGCGGCUUCGAAGUCCGUAUCUUGCCUAAGAUCAGGACUAUGGGUGGAGAGCAGUUCUCCUUGAGGGAUGCUGUGUGGAACUUGACAAACGAGCAAACGAAGGAGCGUACGGCGCAGGCCUUCCUCCGCGUCUCCGAUGAAGGUGUCCAACAAUUCAACAACCGAAUCCGUCAGGUUUUGAUGAGUUCGGGUUCGACGACGUUCUCCAAGAUCGUCAACAAGUGGAAUACGGCUCUCAUUGGCCUCAUGACCUAUUACCGUGAAGCUGUCAUUCACACGCCCGAACUCCUCGAUGCUCUCGUCAAGGCGGAGAACAAGAUUCAGACUCGUGUCAAGAUCGGCUUGAACAGUAAGAUGCCUUCGCGAUUCCCUCCUGUCGUGUUCUACACACCCAAGGAACUCGGUGGUCUUGGUAUGCUGUCCAUGGGACACGUCUUGAUCCCUCAGAGUGACUUGCGAUGGUCGAAGCAAACUGAUGUUGGAGUCACCCACUUCCGUGCCGGUAUGUCUCACGAAGAAGAUCAACUCAUUCCCAAUUUGUAUCGUUAUCUCCAACCAUGGGAGGCUGAGUUCCUCGAUUCCGCUCGUGUAUGGUCCGAGUACUCGAUGAAGAGGAAGGAAGCAAACGCUCAGAACCGUCGAUUGACACUCGAAGAUCUGGAGGACAGCUGGGAUCGCGGUAUUCCUCGUAUCAACACUUUGUUCCAGAAGGAUCGUCAUACUUUGGCGUAUGACAGAGGCUGGCGUGUCCGAACCGAUUGGAAGCAGUACCAGCUACUCAAGCAUAAUCCGUUCUGGUGGACAUCGCAACGACAUGACGGCAAGCUUUGGCAGUUGAACAAUUACCGUGUCGACGUCAUCGCGGCCCUUGGAGGUGUCGAAGGUAUUCUGGAGCAUACUUUGUUCAAGGGAACCUACUUCCCUACCUGGGAAGGUUUGUUCUGGGAGAAGGCAUCCGGUUUCGAGGAGUCCAUGAGGUACAAGAAGCUCACGAAUGCCCAACGUUCUGGUUUGAACCAGAUCCCUAACCGUCGGUUCACUCUUUGGUGGAGUCCGACCAUCAAUCGAGCCAAUGUCUAUGUCGGUUUCCAGGUGCAGCUGGAUCUUACGGGUAUCUUCAUGCACGGUAAAAUCCCCACUUUGAAGAUCAGUUUGAUUCAGAUCUUCCGUGCGCAUCUGUGGCAGAAGAUCCAUGAAAGUGUUGUCAUGGAUCUCUGUCAAGUGUUCGAUCAGGAGUUGGAGCCGCUACAGAUCGAAACCGUGCAGAAGGAGACGAUCCAUCCCCGUAAGAGUUACAAGAUGAACUCUUCUUGUGCCGAUAUCCUACUGUUCUCUGCCUACAAGUGGAAUAUCUCUCGACCUUCUCUGGUCACGGACAGCAAGGACGUCCUCGACGGUACGACUAGCAACAAGUACUGGAUCGAUGUCCAGUUGCGUUGGGGUGACUUCGAUACUCACGACAUUGAGCGUUACACUCGUGCGAAGUUCUUGGACUAUAUCUCAGACUCGAUGAGUAUCUACCCAUCUCCCACCGGUGUCAUGAUCGGCAUGGAUCUCUCCUACAACCUUUGGUCUGCCUACGGUAAUUGGUUCCCUGGUAUGAAGCCAUUGAUUCAACAAGCCAUGGCGAAGAUCAUGAAGGCCAACCCUGCAUGCCACGUUCUGCGCGAGCGUAUCCGAAAGGGUCUUCAGCUGUACUCAUCUGAGCCAACGGAACCGUAUCUUAACAGUCAGAACUACUCCGAGUUAUUCUCAAACCAAAUCAUCUGGUUCGUCGAUGAUACCAACGUCUACCGUGUAACGAUCCAUAAGACCUUUGAGGGUAACUUGACAACAAAGCCCAUCAACGGUGCUAUCUUCAUCUUCAACCCGCGGUCUGGUCAGUUAUUCCUAAAGAUCAUUCACACUAGCGUGUGGGCUGGUCAGAAGCGUCUCGGUCAACUCGCGAAGUGGAAGACUGCAGAAGAAGUUGCUGCCUUGGUUCGGUCGCUGCCUGUGGAAGAACAACCGAAACAAGUGAUUGUUACCCGUAAGGGCAUGUUAGAUCCUCUUGAGGUCCAUUUGCUUGAUUUCCCCAACAUUGUCAUCAAGGGUAGCGAGCUGCAAUUGCCGUUCCAAGCUUGUAUGAAGAUGGAGAAGUUUGGUGACCUCAUCUUGCGCGCAACUCAACCUCAGAUGGUUUUGUUCAAUCUGUACGACGAUUGGUUGAAGUCCAUCUCCAGCUACACGGCAUUCUCUCGAUUGAUUCUACUCUUGCGAGGUCUGCACGUCAACAACGAGAAGGCAAAGGUCGUUCUGCGACCUGAUAAGAAUACCAUCACCGAGCCGCACUUCGUCUGGCCCUCGUUGAGCGACGAAGAGUGGAUCAAGGUUGAGGUUGCUCUCAAGGAUCUGAUCUUGGCAGACUUUGGCAAGAGGAACAGCGUCAACAUCGCUUCCUUGACUUCUAGUGAGAUUCGAGACAUCAUUCUGGGCCAAGAGAUCGCGGCACCAUCAGUGCAGCGACAGCAGAUGGCUGAGCUGGAGAAGAGCUCAGAAGCUCAGGGCCAAGUCACCGCCGUACAGACUCAAACGGUCAACAUUCAUGGUGACGCCAUCCAGACGGUGACAACAACAAGCUAUGAGCAGCAGGUCUUCAGCAGCAAAUCUGACUGGCGUGUGCGGGCGAUCUCUGCGACACACCUUCCCCUUCGUUUGCAACACAUCUAUGUCUCCAACGACGACGUCAAGGACGAUGCUGCGUCUUAUACAUAUGUCCUACCAAAGAAUAUCCUUCGCGCUUUCGUCACUGCUGCGGAUCUUCGAACACAGGUGGCUGCCUUCCUGUACGGCGUUUCGCCACCAGAUAACAAGCAAGUUAAAGAGAUCAAGGCUGUUGUAUGGGUUCCUCAGAGGGGCAACAACAAUAGCGUAGAGUUACCUUCACAGCUACCUCGCGACGACUUCUUGUUGGGUGACCUGGAGCCACUCGGAUGGAUCAAGACACAGGCAUUGGAACUUAACCACCUUUCGCCAACCGACGUUACGACACAGGCUAAGUUGAUGGGCGACCACCCUGAGUGGACGUCAUCAUCAAUAUGUCUUACAAUCGCCUUCACACCGGGUUCCGUCUCGUUGUCUGCUCAUUCACUCACGCCAGGUGGCUUCGAAUGGGGCAGGAAGAACAACGAUACUUCCCCCAAUCCAGCCGUAAGUGUUUUCUGCGUGUGGUAUACUAAUGUUAUACUAAUCUAUGUCCAUUACAGGGCUUCAACCCUAACAUGUCGGAGCGUGUACAACUGCUUCUUUCCGACCGAGUCCUUGGUAUGACCUUGGUACCGGAAGGUCGUGUGUGGAACUACGGUGUUGGAUUGACUCAGCUCUGGUCACCAACGUUGAAUUACUCUAUCACUCUCGAUACUCCUCUAAUCUUCUGGGCUGAGGAACAUCGUCCUGCAGCCUUCCUAUCGUUUGCAAGCCUUGAGACCGGGGCUGACAGUGCGGAUGUUGAAAAUAACUUUGCUUAGUAUGUUCCUUUCGUAUAUUAGUUUAUCGCAUUGCUUUGUUAUGUUGUAUUUGUAAUUUCUUGCAAUUCCAGAGGAGUGUAAUAUUCCGAAGUAUGAAUGCAGAAUGAGGGAAUCCCAACCAGUGCGACGAUGCAGAUGAGAAAACAAUGACAAGUGAG
Somion occarium is the source of this 7355-nucleotide messenger RNA. Lineage: Eukaryota; Fungi; Basidiomycota; Agaricomycetes; Polyporales; Cerrenaceae. The record is from the annotation of a GenBank genome assembly.